CGACACGGGGAGAACAUGCAAACUCCACACACAUGUAACCCAGGCGGAGACUCGAACCCGGGUCCCAGAGGUGUGAGGCGACAGUGCUAACCACUGCACCACCAUGCCACCCCACAUCAAAAACCAAAUGAAUUAAAAAACGCGGAAAAUAAUGUUGAAAUGAAAAUAUAUUUUUUGACAGCGAUCGACGACCUGUAAUAUUUUUGACGAUGUCGCUGCUAUAUCGCUAUUUGUAAAAAAAGGAAAAAAAUAGUUACUGGAAAAGCUACAGCGUUUUAAAAGUAUUUGCUCUACCGAUAAGCUACUGAAAGAAGUAAAGUUAGUAGCGUCGAUUAUUUUAGUUAGCUACUCCACAACACUGGACAUAAAAAUAACUGAACAAUGUUAACAUUUUCGUAAUUUAAGCCCUCUCAACAGAAGCACUUUAAUGAGAAUAUUUGAAAAAUUAACUGAUAACAUAUCAGUUAUCUAUAUUUUUUUAAUUUACUUUGAAAACAGACUCAAAUUAAGCCUAUACGAAAAAUUCAGAAGCCUAUACAGUCUCAAAUGAAGCCUGUUGCGUUUUUAUACAAUCGGUCUGGGAUUCCGCUUAACGUCACGCCCGAAGCUCACACUUUGAUUGCAAACGGGAAGAAACAUAACUAUUGUCACGUACACCGGCGGAUGUCAUCAAUUAAGCCUGCAUACUGGAGACUACAAAGGGACAGCACACGCAACGGGGGUUGCGAAGUAUUGCCAAUGUUUCAUUUCUAUAUCGAGCGCUUGCUUGUCCAGUGUCAUUCCCUCGUUCCUUACCUUGCCUGCCUUCCUUUCCCAGAGCAGCCCUCGUCCCUGAACCUCCCGUCCUGCCUUCCCUGCCAGCCCCAGGAUCUCUCGUCUCCCCUUCCCUUCGUCUCCGUGUCCUGUGCCUGCCUGUUGGACUGGAUCUCCCCGGCUACCGAAUCUACCUUCUGUCCCCGACCAUUCUUCUUGCCUGGCCCAUUGAAAGCCUGUUACCUGCUCGAUCUAAUAAAGAUCGCGCUGUUCCGCAUUCCUGGGUCCGCGUUUCCCUGCCGAGGGUGUCCUAACAAUUAUGUCUCCAGUAAUAAUUUUCUGCUAAUAGCAUUAAUUCUCUUAUUUCGGUAUCGGUGUACUGCAUGUACAUGUUAUCACCAUCAAAGAAAAAAACGCGUUAUGACUUAUCAGUCAUUAUUAUUGUUUUUGUCGUUUAUUUAAUCGUGUAGCAAUACUGCCACUUGUCAUAUUAUUAAUUGCGUAUUUAUAUAAUAUUAACCAAUGACCAAUCUCUGUAUCUUACUAGCAUCUUUUGCGCAUUUGUCUUUGUAUCAGCCGUAGCGGUCUGCAGGGGGAAUCGCAGAAGCUGGAGUUUCUUAGAGCGCUGCAUGGGUUUGGACAAACAUUAGGGAGAAGCAAACACAAACGAUUCGUGAGUGCAUCGUACGUGUUGUAAGAGCAAGUGAAGCUGAAAGACAUUGACAGUGAAGUGAUGGCUCCCUCUAUCAAUCUCUUCACCUUCCUCGUCCUGUCCCUGGUGGGGGGCAGCUCUUCAUGGGACGAAGCUUCGCCUUGCGGAUCCGGCUCCAUCCUGACAAGGCCCUACACGGCCUUGUGUGAGCUGGAUGCGGUGUGGGGCUUGGUGGUGGUGGUGGCGGCAGCGGCGGCGGCCCUCGCCUCGCUGAUCCUGCUCCUGGUGGUACUGUGUCUCCUGCGGAAGAUCACAGAGGCUGAGGAGCGCAGCGGGGUGGCGCCGCUACUCCUGCUGCUCGCUGCCAUAUUUGGGCUUUGUGGCCUCAGCCUGGGAUACAUCGCUGAGCAGCAAGAGAGCCUCUGCUUCGCCCGGCGUGUCCUGAGGGGGGUGUUGCUUGCUAUCUGCAACACAUGCCUCGUGUUUCAUGGUCUGCGACUGCGCCGGUUGGGACAAGGUGCUCAUAGCCCCAGCACAGGUCAACUGAUGGGGCUGGCGGUGGCCUUGGCCGUGUUGGAUCCGGAGUGGAUCCUUCUAGCCACGAUGUCCACAUGCCAGCCAGCCUGUGAAUACCAGCCGCUGGACUUUGCGCUGGCCACCACUUAUGUGCUGGUCCUGCUCCUGGCAGCACUGGUGGGGGCGGCCUGCAGUCUGUGGAGGCAGCAGCCACGGUGGAGGUGCAGGACCGCGUGGCUGCUCAUCACCUGCCUGGCCUCAGUCCUGCUGUGGGUGGCCUGGAUCACCUUCUGCCUGUAUGGCAACGCGGCGCUUGGCCUGUCCCCAACAUGGGACAACCGGGUACAGGCAGUGGUGCUGCUGGCACAGGCAUGGCUGCUCAUAUUGCUGCACGCUGCUCCUGAGGUCCACGCCACCUUACGGCCCCCGUCCCGCAUGAGAGAGGCCAAUUUAGAGGAGGGCCUUUCUCACCUGUAGUUUGGAGCAAACCGGGACUUCGUGUUCAGUGACAACAACUCAGGUGUCCUCCCCAGCCCCCAGGAAACAUUACAUUUUAAAUAAAUAAUAUAUAUAUCAUCA
Molecule: messenger RNA, 2500 nt
Organism: Brienomyrus brachyistius
Lineage: Eukaryota; Metazoa; Chordata; Actinopteri; Osteoglossiformes; Mormyridae
Product: G-protein coupled receptor family C group 5 member B-like
Exons: 4
Coding region: 1487-2398 (303 amino acids)
Biological process (GO): G protein-coupled receptor signaling pathway
Cellular component (GO): intracellular membrane-bounded organelle; plasma membrane; signaling receptor complex
Molecular function (GO): protein kinase binding; protein kinase activator activity; G protein-coupled receptor activity
Source: RefSeq, a predicted model, not a curated record